AUGAAUCCUUCGGACCCCGAGACCAAAGAUGAUGCAAGUGGUAUCAGUCAGUCCCGCCCGCAAACCCGAUACCACCCUCCCUGCCGCACAGUACCGAGACGCGGCCAAGACUUCCUGCAGCUACCACUCUUCUUGGACGUCUUCGUCCAUCUUGGCGGCAAGCCGGCGGAGUCGGAGUUGCGACAGAGCCCGAGACGCGGAGCAAGCGAGGUCUCCUGUAUGCUGUAUGUGUGCUCUCAACAUCGGGCCCUGAUGAAUCAUUUUGACGCGGCCUCUUCGCUGCCCAACUCUCACAAGGUUCCCGCUGACUUGCGGCGGCUAUGUACACAAGUUAUCUCCGUCACAUCAUCGCUCUUAGCCGCCGUCGGCCGCGUCCCACGGCCGACACAUUUCCAGCUUCCCUCUGCCGUUGGAAUUGUGACCCCACCUCUUCGCGAUGCUCCCGCAUGGACCCUUGUUUGUGUGCACCCUGGUCCGCCCUUCCCGAUUGCAGCACGCCGCCGCUGGCCCGCUGAUGCCGGUAGCGGGGGAUUCAACCUCACCGGGAACCAAACAUUAAGUCUGGUGGAAAGAGGCAAGCCGUGA
This is a messenger RNA of Chaetomium globosum CBS 148.51, 585 nucleotides long. RefSeq lists its product as uncharacterized. The transcript has 2 exons. The record is from RefSeq and is a predicted model, not a curated record. Bases 1 to 585 code for a protein of 194 amino acids. Lineage: Eukaryota; Fungi; Ascomycota; Sordariomycetes; Sordariales; Chaetomiaceae.